AUGGCAAAACAAAGAUUGACGGCAUUAGAUAUACGAGCAAUAAUAACUUUAUGUAAAAAAAAUAUUAUUGGAUGUAUUGUUACAAAUAUUUAUAAUAUUUCUAAUAAAAUUUAUGUUUUAAAAUGUUCAAAAAAAGAACAAAAAUAUUUUUUGUUAGUAGAAGCAGAAAAAAGAUUACAUAUUACUGAAUGGAAAAGAGAGAAAGAUGUGAUGCCAUCUUCUUUUACUAUGAAGUUAAGGAAACAUUUGAGAUCUCGUAAAAUUACUAACAUAACCCAAUUAGGGGGAGAUAGAGUUAUUGACAUUAAAUUUGGAUUUGAUGAUAAAGCGUAUCAUUUAAUUGUAGAAUUAUAUAUUUCUGGAAAUAUUGUACUAACAGAUCAUGAUUAUAAAAUAAUAAAUAUUUUAAAGAAUAUUGAUACCUUUGGUAAAAGUUAUAGUAUUAAUGAAAUAUAUAAUAUAGAAGAGCAUUCUUCCAUAUUACUUUAUAAAAAUUUGAUAUCAACAAAUAAAGAAAAUAUAAAGAAAUGUAUCAGUGAAAUAUUAUUAUAUAAUAACAUAUCAAAAAUAGAGGAUGACAAUUCACAUUCAGCAGAUAUAAUAAAAGAAAAAGAUGAUAGUACAUCUAUAAAGUCUCAAAAUAAUAAUUUGAAAAAUAUGAAUAUUAAACUUAAAAGCAAUUUUCAAAAUGAUAAAAUCCCUAAUGUUAAUGAUAAUUCUAUUAAUGGAAACUGCAUAAAUAAUAAAAAUGAAAAAUAUAUAAAUAUUAAUGAUGAAACUAAUAAAAAGAAAAAAGAUAUAAAAAAAAAUAAUUCACAAGAAGUUAUAUGCAGUAAAAAUAAUUCCUUAGAUAAGUUUAAAUACAAGUCUAAUGAAAAAUCUAAAAUGAAAAAGAACAAUAUAUCAAAAAAUUUUAAAACUUCUAAAUAUCCAGAAAAAAAAUCUUUAAAUGAUGUUAAAAAUAAUUCUAAUAUAAAAAAUGAUAUUGUUAAUAAUAGUAACGAUAAAAGUAAAAAGAUAAAAAAAAUAAAAACGUUGGCAGAUUUAGCAAGUAAAUUAGUUGUAUUUGCUCACAAUGAUUUAAUAAUUCAUGCAUUAAUGGUUAAUGAUAUUAAUCCAUUUGAUUUAUUAGAUAAUUAUCAAUUAAUAGAUAUAACAGAAAUAAUGUAUAAAGUUAUUAAUGAAUGUUUAAAUUUGUUAAAUAUUUUAAGUAAUGAAGAAAAUAUAAUUAAGGGAUAUGGAUUUAUUUUAAAAAAUGAAAAAAAAAAGAAUAAUGAGCAGGGAGGAAAUUCAACAGAAAAUCAUAAAGAGAAUAUUUCAAACAGUAUCAAUGAAAAGAAAAUUUCAACUAUAAGUAAUGAUAAUAGGGACUCAGAUAAAAUGAAAGGAAUAAACAUUUCCGAAAGCAAUGAUGAAAAAAUAAAAAAAAAAAGUGAAUUUUUAGAAGAAAAGAAAGAAUUUGAAAUUUGUGAAUUUUCACCAAUUAUUCUUAGUAAUCAUAAAAGUAAGAUAAAUGAAAACAAAAUGGAUAUUAUAGAAUUUGAUGAUUUUAAUACAUGUGUUGAUACUUAUUUUAGUAGAAUGGAGUUAUCUAAGUAUGAUAAGCAACAAGAAAUAAAUAAAAAUAAAAAUAUGAUUUCUAAAAUGGAUAAAAUUAAAUUAGAUCAUGAAAGAAGAAUUAACCAAUUAGAAAAAGAAGUAAGUAUAUUAAAAAAAAAAAUUACAUUAAUUCAAAUGAAUGAUAGAUUUGUUGAAGAAUCUAUAUUAUUAAUGAGAGCUGCAAUUUCUACAAGUGCAAAUUGGGAAAAAAUAUGGGAUCACAUAAAAAUAUAUAAAAAACAAUGUCAUCCUAUAGCAUCACGUAUUAAUUCAGUAAAUUUUAAUAAUUGUGAAAUGGAAUUAUUGCUAACUGAUUUUGAAAGUGAUAGCAAUAGAGAUAAUGAAGAUAAUUGUGAUUUAAAUAAUCAAAAGAUGGAUAAUUUAAAAAAGUUAGAUAUGAAUAAAAAAAUGGUUUCAGUUACAAUUAACUUAAAUAAUUCAGUUUAUGGAAAUAUUGAAGAUUAUCAAAAAUCUAGAAAAAAAACAGAAGAAAAAAUUAGGAAAACAAGAACAGCAACUGAUUUUGCUGUUAAAAAGGUUGAAAAAAAAAAAAAAGACAAAGAAAAUAAACAAAAAGUAAAACAAAAAACAGUAUGUCAAAUACAGAAAUUAAGAAAAGUAUAUUGGUUUGAAAAAUUUCACUGGUUUACAUCUUCAGAAAAUUAUUUAGUAAUAGCUGGAAGAGAUGCUUUACAAAAUGAAAUUUUAUUUAGAAGAUAUUUUCAGAAAAAUGAUAUUUAUGUUCAUGCAGAUAUUCACGGUGCAGCAUCAUGUAUAAUUAAAAAUCCAUAUAAGGAUAAACCUAUACCAGAAAAAACCCUAGCAGAAGCAGGUCAACUAGCAAUAUGUAGAAGUUCUGCAUGGAAUAAUAAAAUUAUAACAUCUGCUUGGUGGGUUUAUUAUCAUCAAGUUAGUAAAUCUGCACCAACAGGGGAAUAUAUAAAAACAGGAUCUUUUGUAAUAAGAGGUAAAAAAAAUUAUUUACCACAUGCAAAAUUAGAAAUGGGGUUGUGUAUUCUUUUUCACAUUGACAAAAUAUUAGAUGAAAAUAUUGAAGAAAACAACUUAGACAUUACAGAAAAAGUAAUAGAAAAAGAUGAAAUAAAUACAAAUAAAAGUAGUUCAUAUAAAGAUCAAUCUAAAGGUGUUGUAUUGAAUGAAAAAAUAUCUAGUAAUUAUAUUCCUUCCGCAAAUUGCUUAAAUUUAAUUGACAAAAAGAAUGUUUUUGAAAAUAGUGCAAAAGAAAUGUCACAUGAAUACGUUAAUUUUUUGAAAAAAAAUGGAAAGAAAUACAGUUUUUCGGAUAAAAAAAAAGACUUUGUUAAUUCUGAAAAAAAUGAUACUGAAAGUAGUAAUAAUUUUAAUAAAUGUUCAUUUGACAAUAGUAAUAAAAAUUACUACAAUAAUAAUGAGUAUAUGCCUCUACAUUUUAUGAACAAAUGUAAUAUUAAUUUUAUAAAUAGAGAUUUUAGUGAUAAUAAUAAUGAUUACAAUAAUAUUAAAAAUCAUAACAUCCAUUAUAAUAGUACUACUACUACUACUACUACUACUACUACUACUAAUAAUAAUAAUAAUAAUAGUAAUACUCUAAAAAUGCAAAAGGAUAAUACUAAUUAUGCACCCAAUAAGAAUAUUAAAAACUUUCCCAAUUCAUAUAAUUUUAAUUAUCGUUUUCCUAGUUUAAGUAAUAAUAUUUAUUCAAAUAAUAACAAUUUAAAAAAUAAAAAUUUAGUAAUAAGUUUAAAAAAAAAAAAUAAUAGUUUAAGUAAAAAUAAUUUUUAUACAAGUUGUAGUAGUUACAAACUUUUUAUGGAUAACAAGAAAAAAAAUCAAAAUUUUAAAAAAAAUAAUAAAUAUGGAUAUAGUUAUGAAUCAGAAAUACUUUUAAAUAUCUCAAGGAUUUGUGAAAAUCCUAAAUUUAUACAUAAGUGCAUUGAAUCAAGUUUAUUUGAUGAAUAUUAUUCAAAUAAUAAAAAAAAUAAAUAUACUUAUAGAAAAUUUUUUAAUUUUAUUUUAGGAAGAAGUUAUAUAAUGAAUAUAUUAAAUUCUAAUUUUAUACAUAUAUAUGAUAAAAUAUUUUUAAUAUUACAAAAAUUAGGAAUUUUUUAUUAUUAUGAAUAUAAUACUAUUAAAAUAUUAUGUAAAUUUUUUAAUUUAAAUUUAUUUUCUAAUAAAAAAAAUAUUCAAGUAUUUCAUAAGUUUCUUUUAUAUCAUAAAAAUUACCACCAAAAUAUAUGUAAUAAUUGCAAGGGUUUUAAAAAAUAUUAUAAAAGACUUAUUUACGUAAUAUGUAAAUUUUACUUUUGUUUUUUUUUAUUAACAUAUAAAAAAGAGAAAAAUCUUACACCCAUAAAGAGUGUGAAAUUAAUUAAAGAUAUAAGAAAAUUUUGUAUUAUUUUUAAGGAUUUUAAAAAUGCAUUAACAUUCUUUUUUGUCCACAUAAUAGCUUCAAAUAUAAAUAAAUGCUUUAGUGUUAAAAUUUCUUCGAAAAAUACACCAGAUAUACUGAAUAUUUUUAAAAACCAUAAUGUUUUUAAAAAUAUUCAGAAUAACGCAAAAUCAAAUAAUGUUAUUCAAAUAAAUAACACAUUAUUACGUUAUUAUAUGAAGAAAACAUUAAUUGAAAAUCUUGGGAGAAAAACUGAUAUUAAUUUUGAUUAUGUAUAUGAAAAUAAUAGAAAACAUAGCUUCAUGCAAUGCGAAGUAUAUGGAACUCCUGUUACUUUUAAUGAUGAUGAUUUACAUGAAUGUUCUUCUAGUAAGAAGGAAAAAGAAAAUAAUAAUGAAAAAUUAUACUCAUCUAAUAGAUUUAAUAAAAAAAAUACUGAAGAAAAAGAAAAUAAUGAUUCAUUCAUAUAUGAACAAGAUAGUACUUAUAACGUUGAAGAAGAAAAUCCAUUAAAUUUACCAAGAUCCUCCAGAUCAAGUAAGUCUACGGGAUAUGAAGAAUUGGAUGCUAAUAGACUUUUUAAAGAUGUAGUAGAUGAAGAAGUGGACUAUAAAAAUAAUGAGAAGAGACGUGUUAAAAUAAAUAUGAAUAAUAAAAUAAUUGGUGAAGAAGAAGAAAAAAAAAAUGUCUCAUUUAAUUCAGAUAAACUUGAUACAUAUGAUUUUGAGAAAAGAGAAUCUCUAAAUUUAUCAAGGCCUGUUAGAUCACGUAAACCAACAGGUUUUGUAAAAAUGGACGUUAGUAAAUUACUUGAAGAAAUAGGAGAUGAAGAAAAGAAUGAUGAAAAUCAAAAAGUGAAAAUAAAAGUAGACUUUGAUAACAACGAAAGUAUUGAAAAGAAUAAAAAAAAAAUUUCAUUAACUACAGAAGAAGAAGACAUUUAUAUUGAAAAACAAGAAUCUCUAAAUUUACCAAGACCUGUUAGAUCACGUAAACCAACAGGUUUUGUAAAAAUGGACGUUAGUAAAUUACUUAAAAAUAUAGAAGAUGAAGAAAAUUAUGAAAAAGAACAUAUUAAACAAACUUUUAAUAAUAAUUCAAUUGAUAAAGAAAAGAAAAAAGAUGUAUCAUUCACUUCUGAAAAAGAUAAUAUUUAUGUUGAAAAACAAGAAUCUCUAAAUUUACCAAGACCUGUUAGAUCACGUAAACCAACAGGAUAUGUAAAAAUGGACGUUAGUAAAUUACUUAAAAACAUAGAAGAUGAAGAAAAGUAUGAUGAAAAUCAAAAAGUGAAAAUAAAUUUCACCAAUAAUACGGAGGAAAAAGGAAAAAAAAAAAGUGUAUCAUUUAUCUCAGACGAUGAAAACAGUUGUGUUGAAAAACAAGAAUCUUUAAAUCUUCCAAGACCUGUCAGAUCACGUAAACCAACAGGAUAUGUAAAAAUGGAUGUUAGUAAACUACUUAAAAAUAUAGAAGAUGAAGAAAAGUAUGAAAAUGAAGGAGAUUUAAAUAAACAAGAAUCAUUUAAUAGCAGUGAAAAUAAUGAUAAAAAAAAAGUAAGUGUAACAUUUAUCUCAGAAGAUGAAAGCAGUUGUGUUGAAAAACAAGAAUCUUUAAAUAUUCCAAGACCUGCUAGAUCACGUAAACCAACAGGUUUUGUAAAAAUGGAUGUUAGUAAACUACUUAAAAAUAUAGAAGAUGAAGAAAAAAAUGAAAAAGAGCAAAUAAAAGUAACGUUUAACGAAAAUAUUAGUAAUGAAAAAAAAAAAAAAAGUGUUUCCUUUACCUCUGAAGAAGAAAAUAUUCCGUAUGUUGAAAGUCAGGAGUCUAUAAAUAUACCAAGACCAACUAGAUCUCGUAAACCCACAGGUUUAGUAAAAAUAGAUGUUAAUAAACUUCUUGAAGAUAUAGAAGAUGAGGAAGAAAUAUGUAUCCAAAAAAAUUUUAAUAUGGAUACUUGUAAAAAUGAAAUAAAUACAAACAUUAAAGAAAAAAUACAAGAAAAAGGAAGAGGAAAAAUAGAAAAGAAAGAUUAUCAAAAUGUAGAUAACGAGGAUGAUGAAAAAAAAUAUGAAAAUAAAGAUGGGGAUAAUGAAGAUGAAGAAGAAGAAGAAAAAAAUGAUGAUGAUGAAUAUAAAGAAGAAGAAGAAGAAGAAAAAGAAGAAGAAGAGGAAGAGGAAGAGGAAGAGGAAGAGAAAGAGAAAGAGGAAGAGGAAGAAGAAGAAGAAGAAGAAGAUGAUGAUGAAGAUGAAAAUGAAAAUGAAGAAGAUAAUGAUGAAAAUGAAAAUGAAAAUGAAGAAGAUAAUGAUGAAGAUGAAAAUGAAGAAGAUAAUGAUGAAGAUGAAGAUAAAGAAGAAGAAGAGGAAGAUGAAAAUGAAAAUGAAGAAGAUGAAGAAGAUGAUGAAAAUGAAAAUGAAGAAGAUGAUGAAGAUGAAGAUGAAGAAGAUGAUGAAGAUGAUGAAGAUGAAAAUGAAGAAGAUAAUGAUGAAGAUGAAAAUGUAGAAGAUAAUGAUGAAGAUGAAGAUAAAGAAGAAGAGGAAGAGGAAGAAGAAGAAGAAGUAGAUGAUGAAGAUGAAAAUGAAGAAGAAGAGGAAGAAGAAGAAGAAGAUGAUGAAGAUGAAGAUGAAGAUAAAGAAGAAGAGGAAGAAGAAGAAGAUGAUGAAGAUGAAAAUGAAGAAGAAGAAGAUGAUGAAGAUAAAAAUGAAGAAGAAGAUGAUGGUGAAGAUGAAGAUGAAGGUGGAUGUGGUGGUGAAAAUAAAGCUGAAUAUAGUGAAUAUAAAUCAAAUGAAAAUAGGAAAAAGAAAAAUAAAGGUAAAAAAGAUAAAAAUGAACAGGAUAAAGAUAAAACAAACACAGAAGAGAAACAUCAAAAGAAUACAACGGAAUACAUCGAAAAUAAAAAAAAGAAAAAUACAAAAUUAAAACAAAAAAGUUCUUCUAAUAAUGAGUUAAAUGAAGAUUUAAAUAAAAAUAUGAAUGGUCACACAGAAGUAGAAAAACAGAAUAAGAAUGAUAGAAAAAAAAGUUGUGUUCAUUUACUAAGAGGAGCAAAAUCGAAAAAGAAAAGAAUGAAAAAAAAGUAUAAAGAGCAAGUUGAUGAUGAAGAAUCAAGGCAGUUACAUAUGAAAAUAAUUGGAUCCAAGAUGAUGAAACAUGAAAUUGAAAAAGUAAAAACAGAAAAACAUGGAAAUAUAAUAACAGAAAUGAAAAAUAAAUAUAAAAAUGUAAAAGAUGUUAUGGCAAACCUUGAAAAAAUAGAUGAGAACGAUAUGAAAGUAAAAUUAAGUGAAUUGGAAAAAUUGACUAGUUCACCGAAAGAAGGAGAUAAUUUAUCUUUUGCAAUCCCAAUGUGUGCACCUUAUUCAGCUCUUCAAAAUCAUAAAUAUAAAAUAAAAUUAGUUACAGGUAAUACAAAAAAAGGGAAAGUUGCAGAAACAUGUAUUUCUUAUUUUUUAAAAAAUUCCAAUGAUGAAAAAGAAAAAACUUUAAUUAAAAAUAUAUCAAUGGAUGAAUUGGGUAAUUGUAUUAUAACAAAUUCAACACCAUAUAUAACAGGAUUAAAAGUUCCUAAAACUAAUAUGCAAAAAGGAAAGAAAUGUAAAAAGACAAAAUAA
Plasmodium gallinaceum is the source of this 7602-nucleotide messenger RNA. RefSeq names its product conserved Plasmodium protein, unknown function. Gene Ontology annotation, cellular component: RQC complex. Bases 1 to 7602 code for a protein of 2533 amino acids. The transcript is spliced from 6 exons. Gene Ontology annotation, molecular function: tRNA binding; ribosomal large subunit binding. The record is from RefSeq and is a predicted model, not a curated record. Gene Ontology annotation, biological process: ribosome-associated ubiquitin-dependent protein catabolic process; rescue of stalled cytosolic ribosome. Lineage: Eukaryota; Apicomplexa; Aconoidasida; Haemosporida; Plasmodiidae.